AUGGCUGAUAUACCUUGGGGAUUUCAAUGGCGCUCGUCCAAGUCCUUCAUUGUUGCUUGCAUCAUAAUCGCCCUGUUUUCCGAUACCUUUCUAUAUGGCUUCAUCGUUCCUAUCCUCAGCUACAUGCUGGAGGAUCGCCUGCAGGUCGACCCGUCACAUACUCAACCUCUCACAUCCGCCAUCUUGGCCAUUCACGGCGCCGUCGCUAUAGUCACAGGCCCCAUUAUCGGUCAUUUCGCAGACCAGUCCCCGAACCGUAAAACUCCCCUUUUGUAUUCGCUCUCGGGAUGUUUGGUCGGUACUGUUCUGGUCGCCUGCGCCCCAUCUCUCUGGAUGUUGUUCCUCGGGCGUGUCUUACAAGGUAUCUCUGGAUCUGCGAUCUGGAUUAUCGGCCUGGCCACAAUCGCGGACGCGGUAGGCGAGGAGCAUAUGGGAAAGAUAAUGGGUGUGGUCAAUUCCUUUGUUACUUCCGGUAUUAUUUUAGGUCCGAUGGUGUCCGGGCUGCUCCUGCGGGCCGUGGGAUAUUGGGGCACAUGGGCGCCGCUGUUCGUCGUUCUGGGUUUGGACAUGAUCGCGCGUUUGGUGAUGAUUGAAAACCCGCAAAAAUUCAAAUCUGCGCCCUCGUCUUCGGGGGCCUCGACAGCGACCAACCCGAAUGGGGAUAUUUCAGAGGAUAGGGCCCUUCUCGCUGAGGACAACGCCGCAACCGUGACCGGGUAUCAGUCCACAUCCAGCACCGUACCCGAGCAGGCGAAAAAUGAUAUCGACCUCUCGACCUCCCCUGCCUUCUAUCGCGCCAUGCUCACGAACGGUCGCGUUGUGACGGCCCUGCUCAUUUCGACUACAUCUUCAUCUGUCAUGACUAGCUUCGACGCCACGCUUCCCCUUCAUGUGCGCGAUGUCUUCGGCUGGGGCCCCUCCAAUACAGGCAUGAUGUUUUUCUGUCUAGAAAUCCCUUGUAUAUUUAUCGGUCCGUUAUCCGGCUGGCUCCGUGAUCGAGUUGGCAUUCGAAUCCCGGCCACGCUUGGCCUGGUGGCCCUAGUACCACUUCUAUGGCUGCUAGGCGUGCCCGGAGAUAGACAUUUCCCAUGGGCCAGCGCAGAUACCAGAGGACUCCCCAUCUACAUUGCAUGCAUGUUUGGCAUAGGUGCCGUGUCGCCUUUUCUGUCUGGUGUGGGCACUUUGGAGCUAACCGCGGUAGUUAAAGAACAUUUAGAAGAGAAUCCCAACGUCUUUGGCCUGCAUGGAGGCUACUCCCGGGCGUAUUCCAUUUCUGAUGUUGCUGCUGCCGUGGCCAUGAUGCUAGGACCGAUUGUAUCUGGGUCGCUUCACCAGGCUAUUGGUUACUAUUACAUGAAUUUAAUAUUUGGUAUGGGAAUCUAA
This is a messenger RNA of Aspergillus glaucus CBS 516.65, 1383 nucleotides long. RefSeq names its product putative MFS transporter. The coding region runs from base 1 to 1383 and encodes 460 amino acids. The transcript has 3 exons. Gene Ontology annotation, biological process: transmembrane transport. NCBI's taxonomy places the organism in Eukaryota, Fungi, Ascomycota, Eurotiomycetes, Eurotiales, Aspergillaceae. Gene Ontology annotation, molecular function: transmembrane transporter activity. The record is from RefSeq and is a predicted model, not a curated record.